AUGAAAAUUGCUCAAAAAUCAAUUUAUUUCGGGAGAGAUGACACCGCCUUCGCCGCCGCCUCAUCCAAAUUGUUAGCCGUGAGAAUAGUGAGUCCAGAUUUCUUCAUGAUAAGCUUCGCAGCGUCCACAUUCGUUCCUUCUAAACGAACAACCAUUGGCACUUUCAGUCCAAUCUUAUUCACAGCAUUCACAACUCCAUUCGCAAUAGUCGCACAGUUCACAAUUCCACCGAAAAUAUUGAUGAGAACACAUUUGACACGUGGAUCCGAUGUGAUGAUUCUGACUGCGUUGAAGACGGCGUCCUCUGUCACAGCUCCUCCGACGUCGAGGAAGUUCGCUGGCUCUCCACCGUGCAAUUUGAUCAAAUCCAUUGUGGCCAUAGCGAGUCCGGCUCCGUUUACUAGAAAAAUUAAUGAAUUUAUUAAAGAUUUUUAA
Molecule: messenger RNA, 435 nt
Organism: Caenorhabditis remanei
Lineage: Eukaryota; Metazoa; Nematoda; Chromadorea; Rhabditida; Rhabditidae
Exons: 1
Coding region: 1-435 (144 amino acids)
Source: RefSeq, a predicted model, not a curated record